This is a messenger RNA of Xenopus laevis (African clawed frog), 3008 nucleotides long. It is a transcript of the gene lztr1.L, whose product is annotated as leucine-zipper-like transcriptional regulator 1. The transcript has 20 exons. The record is from RefSeq and is a predicted model, not a curated record. Lineage: Eukaryota; Metazoa; Chordata; Amphibia; Anura; Pipidae. The coding region runs from base 307 to 2643 and encodes 778 amino acids.
CUAGAUGUCGCUGUUGCUGUAGUACAUUGUUGCAAUGCCUCGUACAAGCAGCCGUGAUGAUAGAGCUGUGCACUUUUUACUAGACAAUCCAUUGAUAUUUUUCUACUUCCUGUUCCUAGUUUCCCUACAGCUUGGUUCCGCCCUAGUCUGGUGCCAGUUCUGUAAAUGGACCUGCGGUUUUUAUUUCCGCUGAGCAGGUAAUAUCCCGGCUGGCCCGGGGCUGCAGGUUUGGGCGCUGGUUGAGACAAAAGAAACCCAAGGCGCUGACAUCUCUAGAGCGAUACUCUAUGCCACAACUGCUUCCCCAUGGCGUGUAAGUCCAAGGUGGCUCCCAGUGUCGAUUUUGACCACAGCUGUUCUGACAGUGUCGAGUACCUGACCCUGAAUUUCGGCCCGUUUGAGAGUGUGUACUGCUGGCGGAGGCUUCUUCCCUGUGACGAGUUUGUAGGAGCCAGGCGCAGUAAACACACAGUGGUAGCUUACAAGGAUGCUAUCUAUGUUUUUGGUGGAGAUAAUGGAAAGAAUAUGUUAAAUGAUCUUUUGAGGUUUGAUGUGAAGGAUUGUUCCUGGUGCAGAGCUUUUACUACAGGGAGCCCGCCAGCACCCCGGUACCACCAUUCUGCUGUGGUCUAUGGGAGCAGUAUGUUUGUGUUUGGUGGUUAUACUGGAGAUAUUUAUUCUAACUCCAACCUCAAGAAUAAGAAUGAUCUUUUUGAGUAUAAGUUUGCAACUGGAUUAUGGACUGAAUGGAAGAUUGAAGGGAGAUUACCAGUGGCUCGAUCUGCCCAUGGUGCCACUGUAUAUAGUGAUAAACUCUGGAUAUUUGCGGGAUAUGAUGGAAAUGCAAGGUUAAACGAUAUGUGGACUAUUGGGUUACAGGACCGGGAUCUAACGUGUUGGGAGGAGAUUGAGCAGAGUGGCGAAAUCCCCCCAUCUUGCUGCAACUUUCCAGUCGCUGUGUGCAGAGACAAAAUGUUUGUUUUUUCAGGGCAAAGUGGUGCAAAGAUCACAAAUAACCUGUUCCAGUUUGAAUUCUCAGAAAAAGUAUGGACACGCAUCCCCACGGAGCAUUUAUUACGUGGCUCACCACCACCACCCCAAAGACGUUAUGGACACACUAUGGUGGCUUUUGACCGUCAUCUUUAUGUGUUUGGGGGUGCAGCAGACAAUACCUUGCCUAAUGAGCUGCAUUGCUAUGAUGUGGACUCUCGGUCCUGGGAGGUGAUCCAGCCCAGCCCAGACAGUGAGUUACCCAGUGGGCGUCUGUUUCAUGCUGCAGCUGUUAUUGCUGAUGCCAUGUACAUCUUUGGUGGGACUGUUGACAAUAAUGUCAGGAGUGGAGAGAUGUACCGUUUCCAGUUCUCGUGUUACCCAAAGUGCACUUUACACGAAGAUUAUGGGAGACUGUUUGAGAAUCAGCAGUUCUGUGAUGUUGAAUUUAUUCUAGGAGAAAAAGAGGAGAGGGUGAGAGGACACACUGCUAUUGUCACAGCUCGCUGUAAAUGGCUGAGGAAGAAAAUCAUGCAAGCUAGGGAUAGACAGAGACAAAAAUUUAAGCAGGAGCCGGAGGACGAAAAUCAGAAUUCCCAGCAGAAAACAGAGAGUGCCUGCAGCCAAGUCAAGCUAUCCCGCUCCCAGCCUAUGCUAGAGGUUAUCAUCCGAGAUGCUGAAGCUCGCCCGUUCGAGUUACUUAUGCAGUUCCUUUACACAGACAAAAUUAAGUACCCACGGAAGGGUCAUGUUGAAGAUGUUCUUCUCAUUAUGGAUGUUUAUAAACUAGCACUGCACUUUAAACUCUCACGUCUUGAGCAGCUUUGUGUUCAGUAUAUUGAGGCCUCUGUUGAUCUUCAGAAUGUCCUUGGUGUAUGUGAAAAUGCCAAUAAGCUGCAGCUGGACGAGUUAAAGGAACAUUGCUUAAACUUUGUGGUGAAAGAGUCGCACUUCAACCAAGUAAUAAUGAUGAAAGAAUUUGAGCACUUGUCAUCCUCGCUGAUAGUGGAGAUUGUCCGUAGGAAGCAGCAGCCUCCUAUUCGGGUCCAUUCUGAUCAGCCAGUUGACAUAGGCACUUCUUUGGUCCAAGAUAUGAAGGCCUGUUUGGAAGGGGCGGGGAAUGAUUUUUGUGACAUCACUUUGCUGCUUGAUGGACACCCAAGACCUGCACAUAAAGCCAUCUUGGCUGCCCGAUCCAGCUACUUUGAAGCCAUGUUCCGUUCUUUUAUGCCUGAGGAUGGACAAGUGAAUAUCUCGAUUGGAGAAAUGGUGCCAAGCAAGCAGGCCUUUGAGUCCUUGCUGAGAUAUAUUUACUAUGGAGAAGUCAAUAUGCCCCCAGAAGACUCCCUCUACUUGUUCUCUGCCCCAUAUUAUUAUGGGUUCUUCAGUAACCGACUACAAGCGUAUUGCAGGCAGAAUCUGGAAAUGAAUGUGACAGUGGAAAAUGUACUUCAGAUUAUGGAAGCAGCAGAUAAGACCCAGGCUCUGGAUAUGAAAAAACACUGUCUACACAUCAUCGUCCAUCAGUUCACCAAGGUUGCAAAGUUGCCAAACCUGCGAUUACUGAGCCAGCCUCUGCUUAUCAACAUAAUCGAAUCUCUGGCCAAUCACAUUUCUGACAAGCAAUGCGCUGAGCUAGGCUCUGACAUCUGAAGCCACCGACAGGGACCACGUGUGACGCCUGAAGACAUUCGGCCAAACUUCGUGCCAUUCCUUGUUGUUGCAAGUAAAGGACUGUGUGCUGUGAGUUAACUCUUCAUAUACAGUGAAGGCAUAGGAGCUCAGAUUUCCCAGUUACUAUCGCCAAUCUGUGUUUGUGAAAACUCCUGUAAGGGGUGCCGGGCAGGAGAAAUCAAUGCUCCCCACAUCAUGGUUUGUACAGAUUUUACUGUUGUCAGUCUGAACUACUGAAUGUACUCUGUAUCACUCUAUAUUAUGAUAUGCACUUUUCUUACAUUGUUUUCUGCACACUAGGGAAUUCAUGUAGCUGCCUGCAGGUGCUCUUUAAGGAACAGUAA